Ciona intestinalis (vase tunicate) is the source of this 1697-nucleotide messenger RNA. Lineage: Eukaryota; Metazoa; Chordata; Ascidiacea; Phlebobranchia; Cionidae. The record is from RefSeq and is a predicted model, not a curated record.
CUGUUUUAGUAGGCGUAUAAUGUUUCCUAUAAUUCCAAUUAAAUCUGCCCUACAAGAGCAGUAUGUGCUAUCUGCAUCCAUAAAUACAAGCAACUCAACCAACGCAAGUUGUCUCAGGCCUGAUGCAGUGUAUUGGGUCUACAUUGCUUUUCAUGAAUGUAUUUAUAAUGCAAAAGAAGAAAUUGGUUUUAUCCUUGGACUUGUUUCAAUUCUUUGUUGGAUUUGUGCUUCUCUUCCACAAUUAUAUGAAAACUACAAAAGAGGAAAAGUUGAUGAAGCUUUGUCUUUCUGGUUUUUAUUGUUAUGGCUUUUAGGAGACAGUAGCAACUUGAUUGGGUGUGUUUUAACCAAUCAGUUUCCUAUACAACUUUACACAGCAGUUUAUUAUGUGGGAAUGGACCUCGUCAUGAUAUUUCAAUUCAGUUAUUACUAUCUAAAACACAAACGGAGUGAAGCAAACCGCCGAGGCAUUAUUAACGAUGUGAUGUCAUCAACCAAUACAAGAAAUCAGCGUGUCCUCUGUUGUUUGUGUUUGGCUGUUUUUAUCCCUUUCAGUUAUAUGUCAAAUAGUGUGCAGGAGCCAAUUGUUACCCAACAUAGAAUAGGAAGAACUCUGCUUGCAGUUAAAAAAGAUCCAUCGUUUAUUUCAUGGUCAGUAAAGACCAUCACGGGUUACACCAUUGGUUGCGUGUCAUCCAUCUUUUAUCUUGGAUCAAGGCUUCCUCAGAUAUUAAAAAAUAUUGAGAGAGGUCAAACAGAAGGAGUUUCUUGGCUCAUGUUCUUUCUGGCUGUUGCUGGCAACUCUUUAUAUGGAUCUUCUAUUUUACUUCAGGAUCCAGACCCUGGACACACUUGGUCAGAAUUUCUUCUUUUUCAUCUUCCUUGGCUUAUUGGGUCACUUGGAACUCUCACGCUUGAUUUCAUUGUUCUGAGCCAGAUCAUAUAUUACAACGAUUUGUUCUGCAAGAGAAAACGUCGACCACUCGGUUUAUUAGAGGAUGACGAAACGAACGACCAAGAUAAUAAUCCUUUGAUUGUCGACGCUUAAGUUCCACGACUUCCGUUGUCCAUUAUAUGCAACAACAGCCAUUUCCCCAGUUGGUGCGUUAAUUGCUAGGUUCGUGUUAUCGUUACGUCUCACAAACCGAAUUUUGCACUACAGCUGCUAAUUUUACCGCCCUAACGGUGUUCUGGUUUCUAGUUUUUACAAAGAUCCUCGUUUGAUCGUUUUAUUGUCGCGAAUUUUGUAGAUUUUAUUGCAUUCGCAGCAUCGUUUUUAUUUACGACCGAAACGCUUGCACUGCUUUGUGCGCCGUCUCACAGCACCUUUGAUGUUUUGCGCCGACAUAUUUGUCUUACCAGCGCUUUUACCCGAUUUUAUAGCCAUCAAAUCACAACCAUGCACAUUUUUCAUCAAAAAAAUUAAUGUCAUUUUUCAACAAACAUAACUUAUUACUGAUUAUAUAUAUAUGGUCAGUUUGAAAUCUUCAAAGUAUAUAUGGCAUUUUGUGUGCUACACACCUGCAUUCGCACGCGCUGUUUUGGUCAAGCAUUUUAACAAUUUCCUUUACUUGCUUACCGGAUGUACUUCUGCAGCACUGUACUAUACCUCCGCCUUAUUGUUGCGUACUCUUAUUGUUCUUUGCGCUCGUGCGUCCUAUAUGGCUUGGCAAGCGUCCUUACUUGGUGUUUUUAUU